Messenger RNA from Penicillium manginii, 1365 nucleotides. RefSeq lists its product as uncharacterized. The transcript has 5 exons. Lineage: Eukaryota; Fungi; Ascomycota; Eurotiomycetes; Eurotiales; Aspergillaceae. The record is from RefSeq and is a predicted model, not a curated record. Bases 1 to 1365 code for a protein of 454 amino acids.
AUGCCAUUCAAAUCACAAGAGCUAUAUCACUACUAUUAUCAAAGUGGAGCAGCCUUUGCCGUGGCUUCGACAGAUCCAAAGGAUGACUGCAUUGCUCUGGCAAAUCUGGAUGAAUACGCCCUUCGAAGCACCGUACUGAUUGCUGGCAUACAUUAUUGCUGGAACGCCGGGAACUUACAAGCUUAUGAUUCCACCUUUCUUUUCCACAAGAUCGAGAGCAUUCGCUCCAUCAACACGUGGCUUGAAGCUUCCAACUCCCAACCAUUUGUUUAUGUUAGACAAAUCUUGACGAUAUGUCUGGCUGAGGCUUGUUUUGGCAACCUUCGCACUGCAGAGACUCACCUUAACGGUAUUAUGUCAAUUUUGGAUUCUCGUGAACAUUCCCUCGACGCUUGGGGCAACCUCAACGAUGUUGAAGUGGAGCUUACCAACCGCUACCUUCUUCUGACAUCUUCUUUUGUUUUCGCCUUGCGGAGCCGCCUUGAAGGCUUUAUACUUCUUCGCGCGGCGCAAGGCAUCAAAUACGACAACAGCAGGUCAUCGUCCGAGGCCUUGAAACUAAUGAAGUUAUGGCAUGGGAUGGAGCACAGAGGCCUUGAUACCAGAUUGAAAGCUAUGCGCCUCUUCCCACACUUCUUUAGCAUCCCCCGGGUUAUUUCUUUGCCCAACAUGAUUGAUGCUUUGCCUAUAAUUGACAGUCUCAAAGUCAUUACAGAGGCUGUAGAUCAAUUUCGCACUAAUCCCACAGCCGAGAACCUUGACCGAAUUUGGAACAAUGGCGGCCCUACAAAGCUUAUGCUGGUACUGGUUACUUCUCAUAUAUCGUCUUUUACCAAAGACAAAGGGACCGAAGGCUCUCCAGGCAAAGGACAACCAUCGCAACCUCCUCUUCGAUCCUCGUGGAGUGGCAUCGCUGCAACAGUGCAACUAUAUAUGCACAGCGUACUCAAUAUAACCAACGGGGGUGAACCAAUCGAGUGCCGGCUUCUUUCUCACAUUCUUUCCUUGAUGAAGCAAGACAUCGACCAAACUAACGACCAUCUGAGCGGAGAUCAUGGACUUCUGUACCAGUCUCUCUGGUUCUUGAAGGUUUUUACAGGGGUUUUGGCUCUGACUGGAAUCCAGCACAAUCAAAUAGCCAUCGGCACACAUCCUGCCAGACACUGUGUGACAGGCUCGUGUACAGUAGAUCUGAAGUGGCUCCACGAGUGGUUUUGCAACCGCGCUAGAGCUUGGAGCUUGGUCACCAAAAUCACUACUUGGAAAAACGUGAAAUCUGUCCUAGCGAAAACAGCCUGGCCAGCUGCAUCACUACAGAAUGGAGAGGAACAUGCGGCGAAUAUAUGGGCCGAAGUGAUUUCAUAA